AUGGCACUGGCGUCUGGCAUCUAUCUACCCAAGGCUAGCCAAGGCCCAAGGACGAAGCAAGGCACCCCACCCAAGCUCAAGGCACGUCAACGCGUCAACCGGCGUGACAGUCAACACUCAAGCUUGUCAUUCAAUAUUCAACUGCCAUUGCCGGCUCACCUGUUCUCAGUCUCCAAGCAGGCUGUUCGAUUCCACUCGAACCACAAAGCUCAGGUACAUUGUGACUCCCGUCGGGACAGGCCGAACUUGAAAGUUCAAGGUGACAGCCGUUCAACUUACAACUAUGCAAGUCAACAAUACCACAAGUCAAAACUCAUAUCUGAAUCCUACAUCUGCAGGUCCUCGCCGUAUAUUUUUAUCUCCGUUGUCGGAAAUGGAGUCAGUGGGAAUGAUGACGUCGUCGUAGUGGGAAACACACCAUGUUCUAUUCAUAGCAUCACUGCUCUCGCGGCAGAACCCUAG
Molecule: messenger RNA, 462 nt
Organism: Laccaria bicolor S238N-H82
Lineage: Eukaryota; Fungi; Basidiomycota; Agaricomycetes; Agaricales; Hydnangiaceae
Exons: 4
Coding region: 1-462 (153 amino acids)
Source: RefSeq, a predicted model, not a curated record